AACAAGAUGGUCCACAGAAUUCUGACCUGGCUUUUGCUGCUCCUAGCUUCGCUAUCCACUAUCGUUCUGGUGGCGAGCCACACCAAGAAUAUUUACAGUCCAGAUGGAAAUCACUUGGAUUUUAGCAGAAGUUUCCAAAGUCCUGAUGGAAGUAGUAAUAGCAGUCUUACUCCUUUAAGUCGGUCGAAGCGAUUGGCCAUCUACAAUGGCCAAGGCAUUGUCAAGUUGGUUCCCAGCUUGGCGUAUCCGGUGAAACAGACUGACAAGGAGCAGUCCUUCUGGUGGUUCUUCAACUUGCAGGGCCAGUGGAUACCCACCACCAUUCCCAUCUACUGGUGGAGCUUCUGGAACACCUCUACUUUUGUGUCCACCGCUCGGGAAUGGCGCAAGGACAUGCAGAUGAAGCUGACACACGACGAGGCCCGUACCUGGGUCUACAAUGCCAUCGAAGUGGGCAUGGAACUAUUGGAUGGCGCUUACGGUGGAGUCUGCCUGCUGAGGAGCAUCUGCGAAAUCUCCCAGAAACCCUUCCAGAACAGCAACAUCUUCAGCGAGAUCGUAAACGCAGUGCUAGUACCGAGCGUGGACAAUGUGGCCGGCAAGUAUUUGCACGCCCGAGAUGCCGGACGUGCUGGAGCGGACUGCGAGCGGACCUACAGCGACUGCAGUCCGCUGCUCUGGACCCUCAUCACGAACAUGGCCAGGAAUCCGUUUUGA
This is a messenger RNA of Drosophila elegans, 717 nucleotides long. RefSeq lists its product as uncharacterized. The coding region runs from base 7 to 717 and encodes 236 amino acids. NCBI's taxonomy places the organism in Eukaryota, Metazoa, Arthropoda, Insecta, Diptera, Drosophilidae. The transcript has 4 exons. The record is from RefSeq and is a predicted model, not a curated record.